Molecule: messenger RNA, 458 nt
Organism: Staurois parvus
Lineage: Eukaryota; Metazoa; Chordata; Amphibia; Anura; Ranidae
Source: the annotation of a GenBank genome assembly
CAGAUAUAGUGAUGCGGGUCCGGGGGGGAGGACCGAAUAUAAGUGAAUGCAGAGUCAUGCGGAGACGCGGAUAUAGUGAAUGCAGGCGUAUAGUGAAUGCCAGGGUCAGGAGAGCAGAUAUAGUGAAUGCAGGGUCCAGGAGGAGCAGGACUAGAUAUAGUGAAUUUACAGGGUCCAGGGAGACUAGAUAUAGUGAAUGCGGGGUCCAGGGAGACUAGAUAUAGCGAAUGCAGGGCCCAGGGGACUAGAUUAGUGAUGAGGGCCCGGGGGGGAACCGGAUAUAGUGAAUGCAGGGUCCGGGGAGACCAGAUUAGUGAAUGAGGGCCCGGGGGAAACCAGAAAAAAUGAAUGCGGGUCCCCGGGGAGCCCGGCUAUGUAAAUGCGGGGUUUCCGGGGAGCCCAGUAUAGUAAAUGCAGGGCCCGGGGGAGACCAGAUUUUUUUUAUGCGACUUGGGGGG